CCACGCCCGCCUCUCCCAAAGCGCCCUGGAGGCGUUUUGUUCGCGCGUUGCUUUGGGGGUCGGCGGCGCGGUGAGGGAAGAGGAUUUUUUUUUGUUUGAAACACGAAAAAAAGCCCUCCCCAUCUUCCUCCGUCUCUCUUUUCCGCCUGGCGCGAGGAAGACGUGAACAGUUUGUUUUAAAUUGGAGGAAGAAUUUUCGACGGUGAGGAGACGUCCAGAUUUUCGGAGCCGACUGUCGACUGCUGCUGGGGGAAAGAGCUUGCCGUGCAGCAGGAACCGCAGUACCCUUUGUGGGCGCUCACCUCGAAGGACUCAUGUACAACGACGAGAACAACAUGGAUUCUGUUAGCCUGGCGUCCCGCGACACCAACUGGCUGCUGCUGGAGGUGUGCCGCGAGUUCCAGAGGAGCUCGUGCUCGCGCACGGCGGAGGAAUGCCGCUACGCGCAUCCACCACAGCACGUGAACAUCUCCAACGGGCGCGUCAUAGCCUGCUUUGACUUCCUCAAGGGGCGCUGCUCGCGCGAGAACUGCAAGUAUCUCCAUGCGCCGCCUCACCUUGCAACGCCGGCCGGUGCAGGAGGACCUCACCAUUCAGCAGUAGGAGGCACCAAGAGGGCUCAACUCCCAAUAGGAGGGAGCGGGGCUGGUCUCUUCGAAGAAGGGAGCAUAAACAGUGACGUGGCACUGGCGGUCGCUGCCUCGAACCAGGCUGGCUCCCGCGACAACAACUGGCUCAUGCUGGAGGUGUGCCGCGACUUCCAGAGGGGCACGUGCUCGCGCACGGAGGACGAGUGCCGCUACGCACACCCACCCAAACACGUCACCGCCCCCCACGGCCGCGUCAUAGCCUGCUUCGACUUCGUCAAGGGGCGCUGCACACGCGAGAACUGCAAGUAUUUUCACCCGCCCAAGCAUUUCAAGAUGCAGCUCGAGAUCAGUGGAAAAAAUCAUGGGAUCCAACAAAAGAAUGUCACGGCGAUUUCGCAAAUGCAGAUGACCGCUCCCUCCAUGCUCGCCCCCGUGCACACGUACCCGCAGCUGAGUGCGCAACCCCAGGCUGCGUCUUCUUUGCCCUAUGGGAAUUACCUUGCUUCUUCGCUGACCCCGGCGGUGACCUAUCCCUCGCCGGAAAUCCUGGCCAAAGCGGCCGGGGUCCCUACUGCCUAUGCCACGCUCGUGAUGAACGCAAUGCAAGCAGCUGCAUCCCUGCAGCUCGGCACGCAGACCCCACUCCGCCCUGACAAGCUGGAAGUGUGCACGGAAUUCUUGCGUGGCAGCUGCCCGCUGUUGAACACCAGCUGUCGGCUGGCGCACCCCCCUGACCUGAAGCUGAUAGAUCCAGUUGAUGGUCGAGUCACUGUGUGCAUGGACUUCGUCAUGGCCCGUUGCAUGCGCCCAAAGUGCCGAUACUUCCACCCGCCGCUGCACCUGCAGGCCAUGGUCAAAGCGUUGCAUCAUCAGGCCAACCAAGCAGCUGCUGCCGCCGCCAAUGCGGCAACCCCAACUGCGGCGAAAUCCCUAAAAAGACCUCACGACGCAGCUCAGAAUGCAGAGGAGGAGGAGGAGGUGGUGGAGGAAGAGCAAGUGGAAGAGAGGAAGAAGCGGUUUGGGGUCGUGAAUGAGUCUUCGGCUGUUGCUGCUGAUGAUACGGAGACUUAGAAGCAAAACAGAGAGCAGACCGUUUUUGCAUUGCAUAAACGUGUGCAGUUUGUACCCUUCUAUUUCAUACUUUAACUUUUAAGGUAAAGGAAGGGGUGAUGCAUUUUUCCAAUAAAAUCCAUUCAGUUGCAUUGGCACACAUUGUCCUGUGUGUUGCUUUCUACGGAUGAAGUAAUGCAGCCAUUGGAAGCGUUGAAAUUGUCACAUUUGUAUGUGGGCUAUUUUUUAUUCGUACACAAAAUAUUGUGUCCACGUGUGGAGAUAUAAAUUAGUAAUGUUUAAUGAAAUUGCUAACACUGUUUCCAGUUAGUUGGACAAAUGACUUCACUUAGACAUAUUUUUCUUGCCAAGUGCAUUUAAAAUAAGGACAGGUACAUAUUUUCCCUGGUUCUAAGUGAUAAUUUUAAAGUUGGUACAAUGUUUUAUUUGUACUUUUGUUUUCCAAAACACGAACAACUUAUUCGAGCAUUGGAAAUCGACUUUGUCUAACCACGUGUUUUAUUUCAAUACGGUAAUUAUCCAUGUUUAUCAUGUGAACUUGGUUAUUCUGCGGAACUGUAAUGUGUGAGUUCAUUUGUAUCGUUCAUUUAAAAGUAAGCUGGUGAUUGAUAAAUAAACAUGUCAAAUGAG
Molecule: messenger RNA, 2291 nt
Organism: Lethenteron reissneri (Far Eastern brook lamprey)
Lineage: Eukaryota; Metazoa; Chordata; Hyperoartia; Petromyzontiformes; Petromyzontidae
Product: muscleblind-like protein 2a
Biological process (GO): regulation of RNA splicing
Cellular component (GO): cytoplasm; nucleoplasm
Molecular function (GO): metal ion binding; RNA binding
Source: RefSeq, a predicted model, not a curated record